UAGCAAGGGCGAUAUUGCGCGUGCACGCGACUGGCUUGCCAUAGAAAACAAAGCUGUCUGCGCGGCAUCCAUUACAGCGGAGGGUGCAGACUUCGGGAAUAUAUAAAUAUAGACGCUAGAAAACACUCCUAAAUAUGGAUUUUCAGAGACUAUAGGAUCAUUUGAGACUCGGGCCUGUAAGGGCAGUGAGACUGCAGGACACUCGCGAAACUGACGAAAUAUACAGUUUUUAUCGGGGUGCUUUGUCUUUGCCAGCUAGCAAACCAUCAUUGUCAUUCGAUUGGAAGCUAUUCUACUAGUUUUUGCUAGAUGGGGGCUGGGGUACAUCGCCAUGUUGUUAUCAAAUAGUAACUGUUAAAAAAUACAUCUUGAAGUAAAGGCGGAAAUUUUUCCACCAGGUCCUUCGUUUUGGCCACAGGGAACCGAAUCUCAACAGUCGCGGAACCCACCACUGACUGUUGUCGUCGGUGACAUGGCGGAGCAAGGCUACUCUUCUUGGGCGUACUCACUCGUCGACUCCAGCCAGGUGUCCACUUUCCUCAUCUCCAUCCUCCUCAUUGUCUAUGGCAGCUUCAGAUCGUUGAACAUGGACUGUGAGAACCAGGAGAAGGAUAAGGAUGGUAACCCUGUCCCGAAUGGGGCCUUCAACAAUGGCAACACAAACAACAGUGAGUCUCACAUAUUUGGUAUUCAAACCAUAGACUCCACGCAGGCUCUGUUCCUUCCCAUAGGAGCCUCCGUGUCUCUGCUCGUCAUGUUCUUUUUCUUCGACUCUGUCCAGGUGGUUUUCACCAUUUGCACCGCAGUUCUUGCGACAAUUGCGUUUGCAUUCCUCCUGUUGCCAAUGUGCCAGUACUUGACCAGACCCUGCUCCCCACAAAACAAGAUCUCGUUUGGCUGCUGUGGGCGCUUCACUCUGGCCGAGCUCCUCGCCUUCUCCCUCUCUGUCAUGCUGGUGCUGAUUUGGGUGCUGACGGGACACUGGCUGCUCAUGGAUGCUCUAGCCAUGGGGUUGUGUGUGGCCAUGAUAGCGUUUGUGCGGCUGCCCAGUCUGAAGGUGUCUUGCCUGCUGCUGUCAGGGCUGCUCAUCUAUGACGUGUUCUGGGUGUUCUUCUCGGCCUACAUCUUCAACAGCAACGUGAUGGUGAAGGUGGCCACCCAACCGGCUGACAACCCCUUAGACGUGCUCUCCAGGAAGCUCCACCUGGGCCCUGGGAUGGGCCGUGACGUCCCACGCUUGUCCCUGCCUGGCAAGCUGGUUUUCCCCAGUUCCACAGGCAGUCACUUCUCCAUGCUGGGGAUCGGGGACAUAGUGAUGCCGGGGCUACUGCUGUGCUUUGUGCUGCGCUACGACAACUACAAGAAGCAGGCCAACGGGGAGGCGGGGGGGCCAGGCACACCCGGGCGCAUGGGGCGCGUCUCCUACUUCCACUGCACUCUCAUCGGAUACUUUGUGGGCCUGCUGACUGCCACUGUGGCCUCCAGGAUCCACCGUGCGGCUCAGCCUGCCCUGCUCUACCUGGUGCCCUUCACCCUGCUGCCUCUACUCACCAUGGCCUACCUGAAGGGAGACCUGCGGCGUAUGUGGUCAGAGCCUUUCCACACAAAGGCCAGCAGCUCCCGCUUCCUGGAGGUAUGAUGCACCCUGGGAACACACAGCCAGCGUGGGCAGGACCAGGGACACCUACCCCCUGCCCUGAGAGAAAGGGAGUGAGAGGGAGAGCGCACACUGAAGAGAGGCCUCGUCCUCAUCACUAGUUCAUUCUUUCCACCCAUCCUCUGAGCAGCAGACCUCACAUAUGGACACCAGUGUGUGGACCUCAUUGCCAGACACAACUCCCCAUUGCUUCCUGUUUUCCUCUCUUUCCUACUUUUCCUUCCCUCACCCACCUCCCUUGCCAUGGCUCAUUUCAUUUUGUCAGGCCUCUCCCUCUCUCCUUUUGCUCUUGGUCUUUCUGUUUUACUACCACCCUUCUGUGUAUCUCCCCGACUCUGCUGGACUCCAAGGCCAGGCGUCCCCCUAUAUGGACUACUGGGUGUGGGAUGUGACGGAGGCUUUUUUUAGCAUCUUCAUUACAAUUAUUGUUAUUAUUCUGGAAUGAUUUGGAAUGAACUGCGGAGGAGGAUAGGAGAGUAGGCAGAACUGCUGCUUCCACUAGGCAGGAAAAUGACAUCCGUGCACAGGACCAGCAGCCUAUCGGAGAGAGAGAGAAGGAACAGCAACGGUUCAUCAGUCGCUCCCUCCAUCCGUUUCUCUGCCCUCCAUCUACCCCCUCUGUCCCCUGAACACCUCUCUUCUUUAUCCUCAACAUCCUCCCUCUCUCUAACAAACUCUCACCUUCCGUCAUUUGCUGCCCCAUCACAGAUACAGGUAUUUUAUUUAGAAAAGAUUUUAUUCUUGGCAUAUACAGAAAUGAUGCAUUAUAAAUUGUGAAUGUGUCCCUACUAUUGCGGGGGGAAGCAUCUCUCUUUGUAUAUAUAUGUGUACACAAGUAUUUGGGUAUCAUGUUGUGUGUGUGUGUGUGUGAGCGAGAGCGCAUAGUAUGCGUGACUGUGUUAUUUCAUUAUUAUGAACAAUUUAAUUAUGUUUUGGAUCCAGGACAGGUAUAAAAGACCUUGACAAUGAGAACUUGUGGAGUGACAUUUGGGGGUUGAUGGGACAUGCGCAGGUUUUUUUGGGCAGGUCUGACUUGGACCACAGCUCGGUUCUGUAAGGCUAGGAGUGGUUUACUUGUGAACAAAUUUCCUCCAACAAGUGACAGAAUGGACAUUGGGAAAAACCAAGUUAACCCUCCACUUGCCGUCGGCUGUACCUGGAGGUGUGUGUCUGUUUGUUUCUGUGUGUGUGUGUGUGUGCCUGGUCGUUUAGAAUAACCUCUAUAAAGUCUGUAAUGGACCUUGAGGGAGGAAAUCUCUGCCCUUCUGAGGGAUUUAUCUUAAUAAAGGAUUGUAAUCAAUGGACCCUGAGGUUAAAGCUAACCCAUAGCUAGGUUUUUACUGUCAAAGGUUGGGUAUCCCAACGCUUUUUGGAUUGUCAUUCCUCUCACAGUUUUGUGGUGUUUAUCAGUUAGAUCAGGCCCCCCAAACCCCACAGGUGCAUGUUUAGAUUUUUUCCCCCUAGCACAACACAGCUGCUUUUAAAUAAUCAAAGCUUGAUGAUGAGUUGGUUGUUAGAAUCAGCUCUGUAGUGCUAAGGCAAAAACCAAAAUGUGCACCCAGAGGGGCCCCAGGACGAACUUUGGGAAACACUGAGUUAGAUCAUAGCUUAAACAAUACUGGAAUUAAAGUGUGUGUGAAAGUGUUUGUGAAAGCGAGACAGUCGGACGAAGAGAGAGACUUGAAUGGAAAAUGCAGUUUACUGGCUUCCUGUCUUGAGUUUUCUUUUUUACCUGUUUUUUAUGUUUGUUCUCUGGCCUUGCAUGUCAAGUGUACAGUGUGUGUCAUUCCUCAGACUGCAACAACAGACUGCUGGCCCCAACCAAUGCACUAAGCUUUGCCAGCAAGGCUGCAGAGAGGAAAGUUACAUGGACAAAGGCCAGGGAGUCGGGAGGACUGAACAGUUCUGACUGAACAGUUCUGACUAAACAGGCCACCUGGCUGAUAAACAUUUUUUUAAUCUUUUUUUUUUUUUUUUUUUUUUACACGUUUAGCCCCGAUUUCACUCUAGCUGAUCAUUACCUGGACAUUGUCUGGCUAUGGGACAGACCACUGUCGGACAGCCUGAACAUAAAUGGACAUGUAACCACAACCCCAUUCCUGUCCCCUCUGCCUCUUUAUGGACUUGGCAAAGAAAACUGAUGAUGAUCAUAGUGAUGAAUAAUUGAAGAAAAAAAAUACAGAUGUUUUCAUUUUUUAUGGAAGAUGGCUUUCUAUUUAUCCCCUUGUUUGAGUUGUUUUUCUUAGUGCUGUAGCUUUAGGUUUUUCAUCUUAUACUUUUCUUUCCUCCCUUGCAGCAGAGGGCUUUAUAGCUGAAAGUUGAAUAAAUUUAAGAGCUGUUUAGUGAAACAUGAAUCCUAAUGAGCUGAAUCUAAAACAUUUUGUCUCCUUUAACCCCCUCUCUGCUCCCUGUUCCUCUCCCCCCUUUCCCUCCAUUCUGCUGUAAAUAAAACAUCAUUCUAACUAUA
This is a messenger RNA of Oncorhynchus nerka (sockeye salmon), 4124 nucleotides long. Its product is annotated as signal peptide peptidase-like 3. The record is from RefSeq and is a predicted model, not a curated record. Gene Ontology annotation, cellular component: Golgi-associated vesicle membrane; lumenal side of endoplasmic reticulum membrane; cytoplasmic side of endoplasmic reticulum membrane. NCBI's taxonomy places the organism in Eukaryota, Metazoa, Chordata, Actinopteri, Salmoniformes, Salmonidae. Gene Ontology annotation, molecular function: aspartic endopeptidase activity, intramembrane cleaving. Gene Ontology annotation, biological process: membrane protein proteolysis. The transcript has 11 exons. The coding region runs from base 473 to 1639 and encodes 388 amino acids.